AAUAUAAUUUUAUUGAAUACCCAACACGGAUAGAUUUAUUAAUUUAAUAUCCUAAAAUUAGUCUCAAUCAAAGCUUUCCUUAUGACGAAACAACCAAUAACUAAAACAAUGGAUUGCUCAUACAGGUUACCAUAGUUAUUGUAGCCAAGAGUUCCCAAAACAGUCACUUAUUCGAAUGACAAACCCCUUGGAGUGGUAAAACAGUUUACGUGCUUUGGAAACAAAAAGGUGUAGCCUAGUACAAUAUGACGCUGCUCACACUCCUUAUGGCAUUAGGUAUCCUAUUUUCAAGUUUAGCAAUCGGAGACUGCAGCAUAUGUUACGUGUGUGAACAUUCUGAUUGUGGCCAACAAACCAACAUUGACCCGUCCAAUACAGCAACUUGUGAGUUAGGAUGUUUCAAAGGAAGGAUUGCUGCAGAGAAUGAUGGAGUAAGAUACUUAAGAAGUUGUGCUGUAACACACAUGAAUGACCAGUGCUUUAAGCCCAAGAGGUUUAUUAAAGGAUUUUACCUGCAUGAUACUUGCUACUGCAAUAAUGACUACUGUAACAGCGCCACCUUUCUGUCUACACCCGUACUACUUACUACAUCGUCAUUGGUAGUCACACUGAUGUACAUUCUGUAGGAAGAUUUCGUCUGAUCGUGUCCACUGCAUGGUUUCUAGUCGUUUUUUACUUUAAAUCAAUGACUUAAAACAAAAAGCAACAUUUACACUCGAGGACUGAUAAUGGAUGGCGUGAUAAUCUGUGGGUUAGAUUGUAUUCCCGGGUUGUAUUUAGAUAUAAAUUCAAAAUCUAAAAAAUCAUCAAUUAUCUUUUUCGUUCAAAGUAAAGUAUCACUGGAGUGUGCUUUGAAGAAAAGAUCCCAUUUGUAACCGGCCAUCUAUGUAAGUCGUUAGCAUUGCAUCAUUUUACUUGACUAAUUGGAAUUCAAAACUUCUUGUAACAACGAUGUAAAUACCUGUAACCUUGAAACAUUUUGGAAAUACCUGAAGCAUUUUGGAAUAUUCGUACACAAAAGUGCUCGUUGCAUAUUUCAAAUAUGCAUAAUUUAUUGUUUGAAUACAAUAUAUUAUAUUUUUGAAAACAC
Molecule: messenger RNA, 1090 nt
Organism: Owenia fusiformis
Lineage: Eukaryota; Metazoa; Annelida; Polychaeta; Sabellida; Oweniidae
Source: the annotation of a GenBank genome assembly